AUGGUAUGGGCCACCUCGGAAAAACUUGGCUGCGCAAUCAAUCGGUGUGACAAUAUAUUUCCUCAAUGGCCUAAACCAAUUUAUCUCCUGGCUUGUCAGUACAAACCUCCAGGCAAUUUUUUUAGAAAAAAGCCCUAUGAGGAAGGAGCACCGUGCACCCAAUGUCCCGAAUUCUCCACUUGCAAAGACAAACAAUGCUCGAGCAAGUUGCUUUGA
Messenger RNA from Hydatigera taeniaeformis, 216 nucleotides. The record is from the annotation of a GenBank genome assembly. NCBI's taxonomy places the organism in Eukaryota, Metazoa, Platyhelminthes, Cestoda, Cyclophyllidea, Taeniidae.